Molecule: messenger RNA, 1027 nt
Organism: Naegleria gruberi
Lineage: Eukaryota; Heterolobosea; Eutetramitea; Acrasida; Naegleriidae
Exons: 1
Coding region: 77-1027 (316 amino acids)
Source: RefSeq, a predicted model, not a curated record
AUAAAACCUUACCGCUCUAACGGUGACUGUAAAUUUACUACAAUAUUACGACGACAAUCAUAAAAAUAACAAUAAGAUGAGUAACAAACCAAACGUUAACGAACCAGUUGAUUUAGGAUAUACAACAAUUGGUGAUGAAUAUGAUAAGAGUAAAAUAUUAAGAGACCAACGAAUGAAAGAUGGUAGAACACUUGGUAAACAAUUUUUAACUGGACCAACAAAGAGAGGUAAAGUUGGUAAAGGAAUUACAUUUGGAGACUUUAAAUCACUUUAUGAAGGUGAUCCUUAUAUGGAUCCAGGAACCAAUGAAAGAAAGUAUAGAAAGGAAAAUGAGGUUAAAGUACAACAAACACACAAGACACCAUUUAAACCAUCAUCACCUCCAAAGAAAUCAGUAGGCUUGGGAACAUAUUAUGGUACAAUUGGUUCUGUUUUUCAACAUGAACAAGAAUAUGAAGUUUUAGCUAAGGGUGAAAAACCACAACCAAUUAAGGAACAAAAGAGACCAAUUUAUACAUCUCCACCUAAAAGAGGUACAUUUGGAUAUUUAGGUUUAACAAUUUCAAGAGGUACAGAAUACAAAUACGAAACUGAUCCAUUUGAUCAUUCAAUGGAAAAGAAAAAGGAAAAGGAAAAUGAAAAGGCUAAACAAGUUGCAAAGAAGGCUUUUAUUUCAUCAUCACAUCAUUUAGAUUAUUUUGAUACUCAUAAAUCUGUUGCUGCUCCUAGAAUUUUAGGUACAGAUGAUAAAGUUGAAGCAACAAUUAAAAAGGCAUUAGAAAAGGAAUCUUCUUCACCAAAGAAGGAAAAUGAAGAUAAGAGAAAACCAUUCUAUCCAUCUCCUGUUAAACAAAGAAGUGAUUUCCCUGCUUAUAUUGAAGAUCCAUAUGAUAAGAGAACUUUAUCUAAAAAGGAUGAAAAGGAACAAAAGAAACCAAUUUUCAAACCAAUGAGUUGUGGUACUAAAUCAUUCCCUACACGUUCAGUUCUAUUCGGUGGUUCUGUUAACAUGUCUGGUACUUUUUAA